Molecule: messenger RNA, 1143 nt
Organism: Quercus lobata
Lineage: Eukaryota; Viridiplantae; Streptophyta; Magnoliopsida; Fagales; Fagaceae
Exons: 5
Coding region: 71-838 (255 amino acids)
Source: RefSeq, a predicted model, not a curated record
UCUCUUAUUUUAUUAUAUUUUUCUAUCAAACAGAUGGGACAAUAAUCAAAAUAGGAUUUGUUGGUCCUUGAUGUGUGUUUUGGUGUGUCUUUUAUUUCUUAUAUAUUUGAUCUAUAGCUUGAUUUUGUUUUUCCGAAGAGUGUGUGACAUUGUUUUGAUACAUAAUAUUUGUAGUAUGAUCUCAUUUUAUGUCGCUUUUAAACUACAUUGCCAGGACAAUGUUGAACAGUUUCCUGGGAGGGCAUCUGUGGAGGAAAGAGAUAACAAAAGUGUGAAUUCUGUUAGUAGAAUAGAAGAACAAGAAGUUGAUGGCUCUCGUCUAGUUGCUAGUCAGAGUUCAAAAGUGAACAGCAUUAAGAAAAAUCACAGAACAGGAAAGCAAGAGCUGAUGAAGUCAGUGCAAGAGCUUGCUUCUCAAGCAGCUUCUCGAGCCAAGGCUGAAGCUGCAAAAAACAUCACACCACCAAAGUCGGCUUAUCAAUUUGAGGCUUCUUGGCGGGAACUCUCUGAUGACCAUGCUCUCCAGGCUCGUUUAUUGAAGGCUGUAUCUCCAACUGCAUUGCCACAGAUAUUCAAAAAUGCUUUGUCUGCUUCCCUACUAGUUGACAUUAUUAAAUGUGUUGCCACCUUUUUCACUGAAGAAAUGGAUCUGGCUAUCAGAUACAUAGAAAACUUAACCAAUGUCUCAAGAUUUGACUUGCUCAUCAUGUGCCUUUCAUCUACAGAUAGAGAUGAUCUCCACAAGAUUUGGGAUGAAGUAUUUUGUAGCGAGGCAACGCCAAUUGAGUAUGCGGAGAUGCUUGAUAAACUUCGUUCAAGAUAUUGCCUCAACCGGUGACAGGCAUGUUCUAAAAGAGAUCUUAGGGAUGGUCUUUGUGCUAUCACAUUUUCAUUUUUUGUCCUCAGCCAUCAUAAUCCUAAAUCACUUAAUUAAAUGUUGAAAUAGUGGUCCGACCUUCAUAAAAACAAUCCAUGAAGGUCUGAAAUAUGUUCUUUUUCAUCUGGUUUGUUUACAUGAUCCCUUCAGGUCACGGCUAUGAUCCAUUGAUCCGAGUUUGUGCAUGUGUACAUAGGUAAUUGAUUUUGAUGACAUAUUAAGCCUUGAUAUUACAAUCUCCAUUAUCUUAUCCAUUAUUACAAUAA